UUCAUGGUGUCUAAGACCUUAGCUAGAAAUCUUUGCAAGCACCAGAUAUUUCUUUUAUUUGCUUCAGGGGAAGAAAUUUUUUUUAUAUGUCUUUUGUAAAUUCCUGGGCCCGGUUCCUGAAAAGAGGAUUAGCGCUAAUCCAGGCAUAAAUCUGCUCUAAUCUGGGCAUAAAUUUAAACCAGGAUUAAAUCGCGUUCCUGAAAGCGGGAAUAGCGCUAAUCUAGGCAUAAAAUCGGCAUAACUUUAUACCACCUAGCGAGGAGGGUAUAGCUCGCUAAUCCGGGAAUAAAAGUCGGGCAACAAACAAAAUGGCGGACAUGUUAUUGUUUGGUAAUCUUGCAGGAAGGCCUGCUCAACCGCGUCGGUUUCGUCAUUUCCGCACAGAAUUAGAUGAUUACUAUAAUGAUAAAAAUGUAAAGUCGAGGUUCCGUUUCAAUAGCGAUUCUAUUCGCUAUAUUGUGGACUUACUUUCACCACAAUUAGCGAGGGGCACAAAGCGAAACCAUGCACUGAGUCCGACCUUGCAAGUUCUUGUUGCUCUUCGGUACUUUGCCUCAGGUAAUUUUCUUGAGGUUAUAGGGGACACAUUUGGACUUCCAAAGUCUACAGUAUCACGGUGUAUUACUGACGUUUCAAAAGCACUUGUUGCCAACAAAGAAGAAUUCAUUGCUUGGCCUAGCGACGAGGAAAAAAGACAAAUCAAAGAGGCGUUUUUCGCAAAAAAAGGGUUUCCUGGAGUGAUAGGCUGCAUCGACGGCACUCAUGUUCGCAUUCAAGGACCUCCCAGGAACGAGAACGACUUCGUAAAUUGGAAAGGAUUCCAUUCAAUCAACGUUCAAGCCAUUUGUGACAACAAAGGGCUAUUCACCAAUGUUGUAGCCAAAUGGCCUGGGAAUGCCCAUGAUUCUUUCAUUUUUCAAGACAGUGGAAUACACGACAAGCUGCAGCUGGAGCACAAGAGCGUCGAAGAUGGUGUUCUUAUUGGUGAUAGUGGGUAUGGAUGCAAGCCCUUUCUAAUGACCCCUUUCCCUCACCCUGAAACCCCAAAACAAGAGGCCUACAAUGAAGCACUGGGAAAGACAAGGGUGAAGAUUGAACAGACAUUUGGCAUAUUUAAGCGGAGAUUCCAUCUCAUGCAUACAGAGAUCAGGGUGGAUCCCUCAAAGGCAACCCUGCUAAUAGGGGCUUGUGCGGUUUUGCACAACAUUGCUAUUAUAAGAAAUGAUGUUUAUAAUCCUCCCCGUGGGGUUGUCUUUGAGGAUGAUCAGCCAGAGGUACCCCCCUAUGAGGGACCAGAGGAUGGGCUAAGGAUCAGGGAGUACAUUUGCCAGAAUUAUUUUUAAUAUUUUUUUAAUGUAUUUAAUACUUUAUUAGAAUGAUGGACUACUUUUACAAGUUUGUAUGUCAAAGAAUGCUUCUUAUAAUAAAAAAAAUACCCAUAUGACUGAAAGAUUGGGUACUAUAAGAUUUUAAAGAUUGUAAAUUUAAGACUAUAAGAUUGUAAAUUUCUAAAGAACAUGAAUUAUAAUGGAGGGAAAUUAACAAAAAGACCAUUUUUCCUUUUCUUUUAAAAAAAAAGAAACAGACAAAAUAUAAUUUAGAUAAAACUUAGGCGACACCUGUAAAUUUACAGUCAAUUUAUGGCGUUAGGCUUAAUACAUUAUUAAUAAAAGAUGAAAUUCUAUCUGCAAAUUCCAUCAAAAGCUUUGAAAAAAGAUUGCAUUUUCAAAUGCAAUACUCACUAAGGAUUCUUGCCGGCAUGUGUAAGGGAGUUGGAAGUUAGGGACCAUGGUAAGCUGUACUAUCGUGUCAAAACUUUAAAUACUGUAAAACUGCUGCAAAUGUGUGCAAGUCCAAAAAUACUAGGUUCAAACAUCCCAAGAAAUUGGCUAUCAAUAAUCGAUAAAAAAGGCAACACUUCUUUGUCGAAAUAGCAUAGUGUUCUGAUCAUGAUUUUUUACCAAGAGUAAUGGCAAAUUAAUAUUCAUUGAUUUUCAAACAAUUGAAUUUUGAAUUACUUUUAGGAUGUUGCUCAGAUUAGAGCUAACCUAAAACCAAAAUCAAACUCACUUUGAGUUAACAGGGAGUUUGAAUUAUCCUAGUUCAAAUGUCAGUAGCAAAUUCACAGCUGGCCCAGGAAUGACUCUGUAAGGUUACCUUAUCUUUUGAUUAGAUUUGAGUACAGACUCUACUCCCUAAACCCUAAUCUUCCAGUUGUCACGGCUCUGAGCAUGUGACGUCAUGUGCGCUAUGGCGGCUGUCUUUUGAUUUUGUUUGGAAGUGUAAAAGGCAUGUAUCAAGCAAAGAGCAGAUAUUUUGACUGAACAUGUGCUGUGGGCAUUUUUGUGGCAAAAUAUGGCUUUCGAGUAAAAGAUAAGCUUGCUACCACUUCAAACCCUAAUUUCUCACUGUGUCAUGAAGGUAUUUGGCUCUCAAAUUAUUCUAGAGUAUACAUUGAGCGUUUGCAUUGACUUUGCCUGCGAUUUGAACAUUUAUGAUAACUUUUAUCUGCACCGAUCAUGACACAAAGUAAGCCCGAAGAGUUCUAAAUAGAUUCAAUGCUAGCCAAAAAAUAUGUUUUAAAAUGACUUCAGAUAUUCUUGUUGACUGUACAGUUUACGUAUUAUUGUCAUUGUUUUUGAAGUAUUUUUUAAGGCUUUUAUUCAUUAUUUUUAAAUGGAAGAUGUCAUCCUGUGAAGUGUCUUGUAGACUUCACUCUCUUGGAGACUUUACUUUAUAUUUACACUUGCUUGUUUGAUUUUCAUUGCCAUGCCAUUCUGACUAGAUCCGUCAACAUUAUUUUAAAACU
Nematostella vectensis (starlet sea anemone) is the source of this 2809-nucleotide messenger RNA. RefSeq names its product putative nuclease HARBI1. The coding region runs from base 309 to 1343 and encodes 344 amino acids. Lineage: Eukaryota; Metazoa; Cnidaria; Anthozoa; Actiniaria; Edwardsiidae. The transcript is spliced from 2 exons. The record is from RefSeq and is a predicted model, not a curated record.